AUGCAGAGAGCGGUGCUGGUGACAGGAGCGAAUCGCGGGCUGGGCCUGGAAUUGAUCCGCCAGCUGAGCCAGGUUGAGCGGCCGCCACGUUACCUGUUCGCCGCCUGCAGAGUCCCAGAGGGAGCCCGGGGGACGGAUCUUAAGAACUUGGCAAAACGUUUCUCAAACAUAAAAAUAGUUAAUAUGGAUCUGGAUGACUUUGACAGCAUUCAAACGAGUGCUGAAGAGAUACAAAAGGUAUUGAAAAACGAUGGCCUGAAUCUGUUAAUAAACAAUGCUGGGAUCAAUAUUGAUGGAGGUCUGUAUGACAUUACCCCAGAAAUAAUGAUGAAGACUCACACGAUCAAUGUCAUUGGCCCAAUGAUGGUUACCAAGGCUUUUCUGCCGGCUUUAAUGAAAGCAGCUCAGCUGAGUGAUGAACCUGGCUUCAGCAGUAAGAAAGCAGCGGUUAUCAACAUGUCCUCUAUCUUGGGCUCCAUGGAGACUUUCAGCAUGGAGUUUUGGAAAGCAUGUGCCUACAGGAUCAGCAAGGCUGGACUGAAUAUGGUCACCAAGUGCUUAACUAAUGAGCUGACACCCCACAGAAUCCUUUGUGCUUCAGUGCACCCCGGCUGGGUCAGAACAGACAUGGGUACUGAAAAGGCACCACUAACCAAAGAAGAAAGUAUACAAGGAUUACUUAGGAUAUUUUCAAAUCUGUCAGACAAAGACAAUGGAUCAUUUAUAGACUGGAGAGGUGAACGUGUACCUUGGUGAAGACUAACUUGCACGAAUUAACAUGAAAUAGAAGUGGAAUUUAUUACCACUGAUUUUUGAAUUCAUAAGUUUAAUAUAGCAUAUUGGAAGUAAUGAACAGUAUACUAGAUGUACUUAACACUUUAAUAAAUAUAAAUUCUUAAUAAAGAUAUCACAAUUUAACUGAAUUAUGUGUAUUGAACUUCUUGCACUUCAUUUGAAUAUACACCCAGUGGCCACAUUAUUAGGUAGCUCCUGGACCUAAUAAAGUGGCCACUGAGUAUACGAUCAUGGUCUUCUGCUGCUACAGCCCAUCCACUUCAAGGUUUGAUGUGUUGUGCCUUCAGAGAUGCUCUUCUGCACAUCACUUGUAUCGUGUCAUUAUUAUUUACUGUUGCCUUCCUGUCAGCUUAAGCCAGUCUGGCCAUCUUCCCCUGACCUCUCUGUUCCAGCUCCUACCAUCCGGGAAAUGGUACCGCUGCAUUAAAGUCAGGAACAACAGGUUCUGGGACAGCUUCUUCCACCAGGCCAUUAGACUGAUUAAUUCAUGCUGAUACAAUUGUAUUUCUAUGCUGUAUUGUUAUA
Hypanus sabinus (Atlantic stingray) is the source of this 1320-nucleotide messenger RNA. RefSeq names its product C-signal-like. The record is from RefSeq and is a predicted model, not a curated record. The transcript has 6 exons. NCBI's taxonomy places the organism in Eukaryota, Metazoa, Chordata, Chondrichthyes, Myliobatiformes, Dasyatidae. The coding region runs from base 1 to 756 and encodes 251 amino acids.